AUGACCACCUCAGUUGGUACCAUCGAUGUACAAACCCUGUUCUCCCUCGACGGCCGCAUAGCGCUCGUAACCGGUGCGGGAUCCGGUGUCGGGUCUUAUGUAGCCCAUGGUUUCGCGCUGGCGGGCGCAAAGCGUGUGUACAUCACAGGUCGGCGAGCUGAUGCGCUAAAGCGCACAGCCGCACUGCAUCCCGCCAUCAUACCUAUUCCCGGCGAUGUAUCGACGAAGGCAGGAUGCCUGUCUCUCGUAGAAGCCUUCGAGAAGUCAGAGCGGGCUGCUGGCGUACAAGAGCCGCUUAGUCUUGACGUGUUGGUGAAUAACGCUGGUAUCUUCUCGAACGAUGGGACCUGGGACAAGGAUGCCUCACCCGAGGCCAUAAGCGCCGCACUCCUACAGGCCGAGGAUAAGGACUGGGCGCAAGUCUUUUCUGUCAAUGUUGCUUCUCUACAGUUCAUGUCCGCGGCUUUCUUGCCGCACCUCGCUCGCGCGGCGAAUAUGGCCGGAGGCAAACGCGAGGGUCGCGGCUGCAUCAUCAACAACACGUCUAUCGCAGCACUGUAUACCUCGCGCUGGUCUCAAACGCACAUCUAUAGCGCCAGCAAAGCGGCAGCCGAGUCACUCACGCAGAACCUCGCGUCCAAGUUCACCGCUCUUGGCGUGCGGGUCAACUCGAUUGCCAUAGGCAAUAUUCCCAGCGAACUGAACAACACGAGCAACCCAAACAGUAUGAUCUCAAAACGCGGCGCACUCGUGCCGAUCGGCCGCGUGGGGAACCAGGAGGACAUGGUGGGCGCUGUCGUAUACCUUGCUAGCAGGGCGGGUAGCUUCGUGUCUGGCGCUUGUCUCAAGAUCGAGGGAGGCAUCCUUGUGGGUGCCCAGUAA
This is a messenger RNA of Peniophora sp. CBMAI 1063, 882 nucleotides long. Lineage: Eukaryota; Fungi; Basidiomycota; Agaricomycetes; Russulales; Peniophoraceae. The record is from the annotation of a GenBank genome assembly.